AGCAGGGUAUAUAUAGGGAGGGCAAGAGCUCUGGGCCACUGGGAAGCUUCAAUAUAGCUGUGGAAGUCUGGACUCCACAAGAUCCUGCUGUGGACAUUCAACAACCAACCAGAAUCAUGGAAAAGCCCACUUCAAGCACCAAUGGGGAGAAGAGGAAGAGCCCCUGCGACUCCAACAACAGAAAUGAUGAGAUGCAGGAGACACCAAACAGGGACUUAGUCACCGAACCGAGUUUGAAAAAGAUGAAAACAUCAGAAUAUUCAACAGUAUUAGUGUUGUGCUGCAGGGAGACUAAGAAAAUACAUUCAAAUCAACUGGAGAAUGACCAGUCCCAAGAGAACUCCAUCAAUCCAGUCCAAGAGGAGGAGGACGAAGACCUAGACUCAUCUGCAGAAUCUUCAAAGCAGGAUGAAGACCUACAAUUACCUGAAGGAUCUUUCCAGGAGGAUAAAGACCUAGGGCUAUCUGAAGGAUCUUCACAAGAGGACGAAGACCUAGACUCAUCUGAAAGAUCUUCACAGGAGGAAGAAGACCCAGACGCAUCUGAAGGAUCGUCAGAGGAGGGUGAGGAAGACUAAUUAAACAUGGAGAAACCAAAUUGGACAAAUCCUCACCACCAACGGCAAUGAUUACAAUAAAAUCAAGUUUGAGAAGCUG
Molecule: messenger RNA, 657 nt
Organism: Pongo pygmaeus (Bornean orangutan)
Lineage: Eukaryota; Metazoa; Chordata; Mammalia; Primates; Hominidae
Product: sperm protein associated with the nucleus on the X chromosome N2-like
Exons: 2
Coding region: 117-578 (153 amino acids)
Source: RefSeq, a predicted model, not a curated record